Quercus robur (English oak) is the source of this 1102-nucleotide messenger RNA. Its product is annotated as pyrophosphate-energized vacuolar membrane proton pump-like. Gene Ontology annotation, biological process: proton transmembrane transport. Bases 237 to 584 code for a protein of 115 amino acids. Lineage: Eukaryota; Viridiplantae; Streptophyta; Magnoliopsida; Fagales; Fagaceae. Gene Ontology annotation, cellular component: membrane. The transcript has 4 exons. Gene Ontology annotation, molecular function: diphosphate hydrolysis-driven proton transmembrane transporter activity; inorganic diphosphate phosphatase activity. The record is from RefSeq and is a predicted model, not a curated record.
CUUUGCUUUUGCAAAUGCUACUGCUUGUGUCUUCUUUGUGCUGUCCUUGCCCCUUAACCGGGCUAAUUACUAUUACUUGUUCCUUCAUGAUUUGUUAAAGGCUUCAGCACCAAAAGUGAACCUUGCACUUACAACACCGGAAAUAUAUGUAAACCAACAUUGGCAAAUGCCUUCUUUAGCACCAUUUGCACGCUUUCUUGGUGCUCUCACAUCAGUAUUUUCCUUUGUUAUCAGUCAUGACUACUCAGACAAGCUCGAUGGGGAUUAUGGUUUGCUUAAUAACAACGCUUUAUGAGAUUAAGCGUGUGAGUGAGAGUGAACCAUCCUUGAGGAGACAACUUCUUAUCUCAAGAUUCUCAACUGUCUUGAUGACUGCUGGCAUCGCCAUGGCACCUUUUCUUCUGUGUGCAAUUGGCUUGUGGGCUGGACUUGUUAUUGGAUACACUAGAGAGUAUUAUACUAGCAAUGCUUACAGUCCAGUGAAGGAAGUGGCAGAUUUUUGUAGGAUCGGUGCUGCAAUAAAUGAUUGGCUCUGGGAUACAAAUCUGUCAUCAUUCCCAUAUUUGCCAUUGCCAUUUAUGUGAGCUUUAGCAUAGCUGCUAUUUAUGAAAUUUCUUAUUUCUGUGUCUGCUUUGGGAAUGCUCAUCACUAUUGUCUACUGCCACUGGUCUUGCAAUUGAUGCUUAUGGCCGCAUAAGUAACAAUGCUGGUGGAAUUGUAGGAAUAGCUGGUAUGAGCCAUGAAAUUCUUCAAAGAACAGAUUCCUUAGAUGCUGCCAGAAACAUUACUGCUGCCAUUGGCAAGGUGAUCAUCUUCACUUUCUGAUUAAGACUUCGAGCAAAUUCUUUUGAGGUCAUCAUGACCUUGCGGAUUAGAAGAACUUGACUUUAGCUGCAACGAAGGGGUAACUUCAAUCCCUAUUAUACCAAGUACAUACUAAUUUGGACAAACUGUUUGUCAACUUCUAAAAUUCCAAUUGAAUAUGACUUAAUGGAUUGCUAAAAUAAAAGGAAUAUGACUAACGGCAAUGGAAAAGUUGUUGAAUAAAAUAACCCCUGGCGAUGAGAACUUCAUAAAAUCUAUCACAGCAUGAGCAUUACAA